Rotaria sp. Silwood2 is the source of this 363-nucleotide messenger RNA. The record is from the annotation of a GenBank genome assembly. NCBI's taxonomy places the organism in Eukaryota, Metazoa, Rotifera, Eurotatoria, Philodinida, Philodinidae.
AUGGCAGAUGACUUUUCCUUUCGUGAAACAUGCAAACCCACUUCAGAUUAUACACUAAUCGAUAGAUCUGCUCGAGAUCUAUCAAAUGGUGAUAAAAUAUUUGGAGGAAAAAAUGGUCAAAGUACAUUACUGUUAUAUGAUGGUUCAAUAUUGUCAUCAACUCAAAAUGUUAUUGUUAUAUCAAUUGAAUAUCGUGUUGAUUCACUUGGUUUUCUUUAUUUGGGCACACCAGAUGCUCCAGGUAAUCAAGGUCUAUUUGAUCAACAAUUAGCAUUAGAAUGGAUUCAUAAAAAUAUAAGAAAUUUUGGUGGUUAUCCACAACGUAUUACAUUAUUUGAUGAGUCAGCUGGUGUGCCCAAAUAA